Schistocerca gregaria is the source of this 3262-nucleotide messenger RNA. RefSeq lists its product as uncharacterized. The coding region runs from base 429 to 2558 and encodes 709 amino acids. The transcript has 15 exons. The record is from RefSeq and is a predicted model, not a curated record. Lineage: Eukaryota; Metazoa; Arthropoda; Insecta; Orthoptera; Acrididae. Gene Ontology annotation, cellular component: nucleus.
CAGAAGCUUGUGUCAAAACAAAUGCCAGGCGAAUUUUGGAUGAUGGCGGAUCUUUCGUGGUGCAUGAGAGAAGUGAUAGUUUUGUGCAGUGUUUGUUUACUUUAACGUGUUUACACCUGUUACAGUUCUUGGUUGUUGUAGGCAUUGAUUCACUGCUUGCUUCGGAAUGCAAAUAACAGUAGUCACCCUAAUUAUAUGUAUUUUGACAAAACACCGAAAAAUUUAAAUGUUAUUCGUGUUUGAUAUCGGGAACGUUGCAUCUAAAAUUACAGGUCCGAACGACAGAUAUUUCGUCUCCGAUUACACCUAAUGGUUAUCGGACACGGUAAUAAGUCAAAAUCUGUACCAUUAGAGCUGCAGGAAACUGAAACAUGUAAUACCGGCUGUUCAUUAAUCUUGGGAGAACUUAUACUGAAUGAGAGCUGAAUAUGCCCAAUGACAGCGCCAGGCUUAAAGCAUUACUUUCAGAUUUGGGCAGAGCAACACUUCGAGGAGUUCGUAAAUGCCCAAAAUGUGGGACAUAUAAUGGAACAAGAGGUGUUUGUUGCAAGAAUAAGGCCUGCAAUGUUGUAUUCAAGGAAGCUGGUGAGAAAAGGAAGCUUUCAACGGAAGCCUGCAAACUUGUUACAGGAACAACAACACAGGUUUAUUCAGUGCGAGUUCGGGACAAAGGACCUGACUAUCGUGGAUUUGUUCAGCUCCCUGUUGUGCAGCAUGCAACAGAAACAGAUUCAAGUUUAGAAAAUGAAGUGAACUUGAUUACACAGACAUCUGCUUUGUGUUUUGUUGACACUUGUCAGAGAUCAUUUGAUGCCAGUGUCCUCAAGUGUCAUGAAAAGUCUGACACCGUGACAUUAACAACAUGUCAGCACAUCCGUGCUGCAAUGCGUUGUUUCACUGAAGCUGUCCCUCUAACUUUGAAGGAUUCUGUUCUGGCAGCACUGAAUAUCAGCAACGAAAUAAAAGAGGCAGUUUGGUUUCUCGCAAAUGAGUCAGCAGGCCCUCUUGUUCAAAGAGUGUCAAAAAAUAUAAUGGCUGUAAAGUGUAAAGCAAGUCCAAAACAUCCAUUAGGAUAUCUGCAUUUUUCAUUUUUCAUGUCAAGGCUGAAAGAUAGAGUGGAAAAUAAAUAUUUCUGCAGCUGUACAGCAUUUAAGGGUCAAGUAAAACAUGCAAACAAUAAAGAUGACCCAACAUUCAAGAGAUGUGUGCACUUUUAUGCAUGUAUAUGUGCAUUUGCAAGUGACCCAAAACUUUCAGAUGAGUUUUCAUACUAUAUAAAUUUAGACAAGCCAUUGGUUAUACCUACAUCUCUGACAAUUUUUGUAAUCCAAAAAAGCGCUUGCGGCUUAGAAUCGAGUGCGAAGGAAGCGGAAGUUCUGAAAAACGUUGGUUCAGAUGAAGACUGUAACAAUCAGAUGGUUACAAUCUUGGCCAGUGGGGUACCCUGUGAAGUGGAAGUACAAGUGUUAAGAAAUGAUGCCACUCUCUUGGAUGCUUCCAGUAUACCAGUUUCUGAUGACACUCUGGCUGAGGUACAUAGUUUGGAUGUACUUCAAUCUGACCCUGUCGAAGUACAGAUACGUGAUAUUGACGCAGUUGGAGAGCUGACAUUUACUGAGACAAGUUUACUAGGUGACACCACUGCUCCACUUGAGGUCCUGACAGUGAAACGGAAGCGUGAGGAGCAGUCAACACUGCUUGCACUUGUUGAUCAGCCCCCUCGUAUAACAGAAAGCUGUGGGAACACUGUUAGUGGAAGUAACAUCAACACUGUCAGUAGCAGAGAGAUAGGCUGUAACACAACAAAUAGGAGAGGCAGUGCUCCAAAAAUACAGCAGCCUAGAAAACAGACAACAGAAAUUACAGAUCAUAUUGAUGAAACAACAACAAGCUUCUCAUUUACUCAAUGGUUGGCAUCAGUGACAGAAAGAAUAAAUCAAACAAUGCAUUUCCAGUUUGAUGGAAGACCAGAUCCACUUGUUUUUCAUAUACCACAGAAUUUCUUUGAUUGCCUUCGUGAACGUAUUUCAUGUGGUAGUAGAAAAAAGAGGCUACCAAAUUCUACCACAGCAUUCAUAAGAAGACAUUCAGUGCCAAUAGGGACAUUUACAAAAUACACCUGGAACAUUACGAAUAUCAUUCAAGUGAAGCAAAUUUUUGAAACAUCUCUGAUGCCACUGGAAAUAACACGAAGCUUUAUACAGAAUAGGGAUGGUUCAUAUGAACCAUACCGGCAUAAAAGUGAUGAGAAUGAAAUUUAUAGAAAAACAAAUUGCCAACCUUUGAUUAAGCCUCUUGAACUGAAGACAUUCCUAAAAGUUGGUAAUACUGCACCUGACCAGACAGACCCAACUCCAUUUGUUAUAGAGUGGAUUCCAAAUAUAUUGCCAGAAAGCAGUAUCGGUGAAUUGAGGAUCAGAUUUGAGUUCGGACAUCAACGUAAUGGACAAGUGGAAAAGCAUUUACAAUUAAGGCAAACAUAUUCGAGAUUGGAAUCCCGGCUUAAUGAUGACAUCUCAAUAACAAGAGUAGAUGACUGUGGUUUAUUGCCAAUGUGAUACCUUUGUAAAAUGUACAUGUUAAACACUUAAGAUCUGCAGAUUAGCUAUUAUACAUUACUGGUACUCAUGAGUAGUAAUUUUACUGUUUUAUAAGAUUUUCUUAAGUAUACUUAGUGAGAUGUAUUUAAUUCUUUGGGAAAGUAGUGUGGAUAGAGAAACCAUAAUCAAGGCCACUCAGCUGUGAUAAUGCUAUACUUUCUAUGCACUAUAGUUUAAACGUGUUGCAGGAGGGGAACUGUCAGUGUAAUUUUGUAAUUACAUAUUUUAGUAAAGAAUUUUGCAGCUUUUGCAUUGUUAUAUAUGUUUAAAAAAUUGUGACUUUUUGUGAUACUUUCAAAUUACAAUUAAAGUUGAAAAAAGUGUGCUUUUUUUUGGUAGAUAAUACUCACUAUGAAGACUUGAAAAAAUUAUAGUGUAUGUUUGUUACGUGGCUUGUCAGUGAAGGUGUGAGACUAAGUAUGUACCACUAAAUAGAAGCCUUGCUUAAAAUGUGCAUACUGGCGUACAAUACCGGUCACAGUGAAUAUUGUUUCAAUGAUGAUAAUUGUGAGUCAUAUGAUUACUACAUAAUAAAAAUGUGGGUCUCUCUAAUAGUUGUUUAUGUUUGUAUUGUGUAGAAUAUGAAGGACUGAAGAAUAAAUGAGGAGCAGUUCAUGAGUUUGAAAAUAAAAGUAUUUACAAUAGCUUUUAACCACACUUUA